AUGCCUGUUGCCGAGCCCGUGGGAAUCUCCAAUUUGCCCGACCAGAGGUACAAGAUCGUGCUGAACCAGGGCGCCACUUUCACGCUCAUGGUGGCUGGUGAAAGCGGUUUGGGAAAGACCACUUUCGUCAACACCCUUUUCCAGACAGCCUUGAAAGACCACGACGACCCUAACGAAAGACACAACAAAUUUACCAGCGCUCACCAGACAGUGGACAUUUCUAUUGUGCGUGCCAUUUUGGAGGAGAAAAACUUCAAGAUCCGCUUGAACAUCAUCGAUACCCCAGGCUUUGGUAACAACGUCAACAACUUGGACCUGUGGACUCCAAUUAUUGACUUCAUUGAUGACCAGCACGAGGCGUACGUCAAGCAGGAGAAGCAGCCUCACCGUCAUGAAAAGAAGGACUUGCGUGUUCACGCCUGUUUGUACUUCAUCCGCCCCACCGGCCACUCGUUGAAACCCUUGGACAUUGAGAUCAUGAAGCGUUUGUCGACGCGAGUCAACUUGAUCCCUGUGAUCGCUAAGGCCGACACGUUGGCGCCUGCCGAGUUGGAGACCUUCAAGACCAGAAUAAGAGACGUCAUUGAGGCCCAGGAUAUCAACAUAUACACCCCUCCAAUGGAUGUGGACGACCCAGCCAGCGCCGAGCACUCGAAGCAGCUUAUCGAGGCCAUGCCUUUUGCCAUAAUCGGCUCCGAGGAGGAGGUCGAGGUCAGCCCUGGCAACUUCGUCAGAGGAAGAAAGUACCCAUGGGGUGUUGUGGAGGUGGAGAACGACAAGCACUGCGAUUUCAAAAAGUUGCGCUCGUUGUUGUUGAGAACCAACAUGUUGGACUUGGUCUUGUCGACGCAGGAGAUCCACUUUGAGACUUUCCGCUCGUUGAAGUUGAGCAACAUGAACGAGGAGAACAAGGGCGAGAACGGUACCUCGUCGAGACAGAAGCCCCGUCGUUUGCAUAACCCUAAGUUCAAGGAGGAGGAAGACGCUUUGAAGAAGUUCUUUACCGAGCAGGUGAAGGCCGAGGAGCAGAGAUUCAGACAGUGGGAGACGAACAUUGUCACGGAGAGAAACAGGUUGAACCAGGAUUUGGAGGAGAUGCAGGCGAAGUUGAAGGGAUUAGAGGAUCUGGUGAAGAAGUUGCAAUUGCUGAAGAAAUAG
Molecule: messenger RNA, 1158 nt
Organism: Candidozyma duobushaemuli
Lineage: Eukaryota; Fungi; Ascomycota; Pichiomycetes; Serinales; Metschnikowiaceae
Gene: CDC12
Product: septin
Exons: 1
Coding region: 1-1158 (385 amino acids)
Biological process (GO): cytoskeleton-dependent cytokinesis
Cellular component (GO): cytosol; cell division site; septin complex
Molecular function (GO): GTPase activity; GTP binding; molecular adaptor activity
Source: RefSeq, a predicted model, not a curated record